AAGUUCGAACCCUUCAGUUGGCGCUCUCCACCCGCUGGGAAAAGGUUAUUCCAUGUAAGACGACUCAUCGCACCUAAAAUAAUCGUGGUGGAUGUUGAUGUGAAGUGUAUUGAAGGUGGCGUCGUGAGAUAAAGUGUGUACGCGUAACCAUACUGGUCUACAAUGCCAGCCAGUAGUUUGUUUGCCGAAAUGGAGCGGCCAACCCCGACUCCAAGCACCUCCUCCUCCACAAUGGAUGAACAAAGGGCACUGCAGCUCGCCCUCGAACUAUCGUUACUCGGAUUAAACAACGAAUCCACGGUGCCCACGAGUGAACCUCCCGAGCAUUUUGUAGUUCAAGGCUUGGAUGCCGAAAGAGCUUCCAAAAGAUCCCAAAAUAUGACGGAGUGUGUAGCGGUGCCCUCGUCCGAGCACGUGGCCGAGAUCGUUGGAAGACAAGGAUGCAAGAUCAAAGCUCUUCGUGCCAAGACCAACACCUACAUAAAGACACCCGUCAGAGGGGAAGAACCAGUAUUUGUUGUUACAGGGCGUAAGGAGGAUGUAGGAAUGGCCAAACGAGAAAUACUGUCUGCUGCUGAACAUUUCAGCCAGAUUCGUGCCUGUCGCAAGAACAAUCUGAAUGGAUCAAUGGCACCUGGACCGCCCACUAAUGUACCAGGACAAGUGACCAUUCAGGUGCGUGUUCCUUACCGUGUUGUGGGUCUUGUUGUGGGACCUAAAGGUGCCACUAUCAAGCGCAUCCAACAGCAAACCCAUACCUACAUCGUUACACCAUCGAGGGACAAGGAGCCAGUGUUUGAAGUUACUGGUUUGCCAGAAUCUGUUGAACAAGCUAGAAAAGAGAUCGAAGCACAUAUUGCUAUGCGAACGGGUGGCCUGCUGGAUCAGGAUGAGCCCAAUGCUGCAGCAGCAGCACAUGCUGCUGCCGCUGCUGCUGCUGCAAGACACCAUGGGGAUUUUCCACCACCCUCCCAUGGCCUUGACAACAUUUUCAACCCCAAUUCUUCAGAGUUGGUCUCAUCACUGUACAAGCUCAACAACUCCUCGCUCAAUGGACUCGCCUCAAUUAACAGCAUUACCGGAGCUGGUCUCAAUGGUUUAACAAAUGGUCUCAACAACAGUCUUUCGAAUGCCUCCAGUCUCAGUGGCAUUAAUGGUCUUAGUGGCCUCAGUGGGAGUGGUUUAAAUAACACACUAAGUGGUGGUAUGAAUGGGCUGAAUAAUACAUUGAACAACUUGAAUACGUUGAACCAGCUCAAUGACCUUAAUUCUGCCUUCACACUGCUGGGAGAUGCUGGGUCAUCUCUCUUAGGGUCUGGAAGCAAGAGUGGGGGGAGCACCCUAGAUUCUGCUCUUUUUUCAUCCUUCAGCAGUAGUGUUGCAGGUGGAAAACUAGGCAGUAAUGAUGUAACUGGUAGUGGAAGUGGUGGACUGGGUUUGUAUGGGGUAGAUGAAGGUUUAGGAUCCCUUGGUUCAUCAAUGGGGUCCUCUCCAUCCUUUGAUCCAGCUCCAUCGAGUAUAUGUGAGCUUGGAAGGCCAUUGGGUAAUAAUAUGAGCUCCACAGUUAGCUCCAGCUCUUCCCUGAGUUCCACAUUUUCUUCCCUUUCUUCAACACUGUCCUCAUCACUGACACGCAGGUCGUCGUCAGUAUCUGGAGCAUCUCCACCCUCGUCUCGUCUGUCUCCUUCAUUGGAAACCCAUCCUCCUGCCAGACGCAUUAGUUCUGAUCCAGCUCCUGGGCUUGCAGCAGCCCCUUCACUGGCAUCGCUCAAUUCUGCUCUUUCAGGAGGGUUAGGGGGAUUACCCACCUCCUCUCCUUCAUCUUCAUCCCCAGCUUCCACCCCAGAUCUGAAUCAUCAAAUGAACAGCUUCCAAUGUGGGUCUGGAUUACCUGCCCCAGCCACCUCCACCUCCACAACUACCACUACCAUUGCUGGUAUGAAUCAGCUUGUCAAUGGCUUGGAUGAGAAGAAAAGGUGUGUUACUUGCUGUGAGUCUGAGGUGGUUGCUGCUCUUGUUCCAUGCGGGCAUAAUCUCUUUUGCCUGGAUUGCGCCAACAAGUUGGAAUCUGAAGCAGCUGAGUGUCCCAUAUGUCGCAUGAAAGUAACCCAGGCCAUCCGUAUCUUCUCGUAACGCGCCGCUUGCAAGGAUUGCAGGAAGCCAUCCAUAUUUGGUUGGCACUUAGGGCAACUAGCCCUCAUCUUACCCCCCACCAUCAGCAUGUAGAAAGUAUAAUAGUCCUUAUAUAUAUCUGCAAAUUAAAGAAUAUUAUCUUUAAAAUUAAUCAUGGAUUUUUUUAUUAAAGUACUGAUAUAUUUUUAUUUAAUUUUCUCUUCGAAUGUAAGGCAUUUUUAUUAGUGUGUAUUGGGUGACAGUAUGGCCCCAGGCUUGGCAUUGUUUAUGUCUGGUGGUCAAGCCAUCGGUGCUGGUGGCGCAAGUCCUUCAAGUCAGAAUGGAGAACAGCUGUCGCUAGGCUGUGAUAGGCAGGUAGCAAAUGCUCCUAUGGCACCCGCUGCCAGCCAACAACUGCCAGAGGGAGUGGAAACCCCCCCUCUGAUCUCCCGCUGUUUCCUGGGUACUCAGGACGGCUGGGACUGGGUUGGGCAUCACACGUGGCACUAAAUAGAGCGGCGCUAGACUUUUCCCACCACCCGCUCACACCCAGAUCUGAUCAUCAUCACUCCGCCCGCUGUGCCAAUGGAAGCCCUAUUCAGUCCCUUUGAGCCGCCUCACAACGAAUGCUACAUAUCCUUCUCUCAAACUCUGCUCUGUAAAUGAGCAUCACAGCCACCCACCAACUAUGCCCCUCUACAAAGAGAGAGAGAGAGAGAGAGAAGAGAAUGCCUACCCACCCAUGGAGAAAUGAAGCUAUGGGUUGGGGUGCGGGUGGCAAGGUGGCCAGUGGAAAAAGGAAAAAAAAAAAUCAAAGUAUUUACAAAUAAAUUUAAAUAAAUGAAGGAGGCACCAGGAGCAGGAAGAAAUCUUAUUUUGCCAACUGCAGGUUGAUAAUUAAUUGUUAACUACCUUCAGAAUGUAUAAUCCAGUUAAGGGAUAGGCAAUGUUUAUGUCCCAACCAACAUCAGAACGAUUGACUCGUGCCUUUACUCCCACCACUCCUUUACUACUUAGAGCCGUCACCAUAUACCACCUCCAUAGUCUCAUGUCACACAUUCUCAUAUUCCUACAAGUAUCCCCUCCUCAGAAGUCAUUUCCUGUUUAUAGAAUAUUUAAAAGAUAAAAAAAGCGGACAUUAAACUCAACUACCCAUCCAUUACGUGCCGUUUAUACCUCAUUUGGGUGAACUGACGCAUAGUUCACCCCCUCCAACCCCCAUAAAACUCCAUCAACAUCACCAUCAUCAUUAUCAUGGUGAUAUGGCCACUGGACCCUCACCAGGCUAUGCCCACUGAGCCACCGACCAUAGAUUUGACCCUGCUUGUGCAUUCAUGUAAUGGAAGCAAUACAGUGAUAUUAUCUAUAGUCAUAGUGCUUAUCUAAGUUCUUGCUCAUUAUUGAUAUAUAAAUGGAAAUAAAAACUGAGAUGUGAAAAAACUUUAUUUUGUAUAGAUGAAAAUCAGUAUUCUAGACCAAUCUUUAAUUUCCAAUAUAUUUAAUUAUCAAUGCCUUUUUGUGAUAAUGUUUGUUUUUGUCUGACUUGAAGGACUCGGAGCGCCACGCACUUUUUAUAUAGAAACCUUUUUUGUACAAGAUAUUCUUAUUCUUCUUCAUGAGACCUGUAACAGAUGGGAUGGCCUUUGGCCUCACGCACUAUUCAUGUCGUGGAGGAAAGGAGGGGCUGUCAAGACAAGUGGCUAAGUGAAACUGACUUCCAUUCUCUUGCACUGAGGUUGGAUGGUCGCAAGAAAGAGUUGGAUAAAUAGUUUUAAUCAUUAAAGUUGAAGCUUAAGAUGCCCCUUUGAUUAUUCUAUGGCCUAGCUCUUGAUCUCAGAAUCCCCCUUUUGUAAUGAAGUAGUCCAUGCAAUUAGCCAGUGGCCUUCCCAGCUCUUGCCUGUGUCAUGAAUGAGGAUUGCUAUAAUUCCCCCUUCCCUCAUCUCCCUUCAUAUUAUUAUUAUUAUUAUUGAUAAUAUAAAAUCAGUCCUACCAGAUAUGUUGUAUGAUUGUAAACAGGAGUGUUUGUAUAGGUUGGCCCAAGAGAGACACUGUACUACUGUACUGUUACUAUACUUGGGGGUUGUUUAAACCCCCCUCCCUCUUGACAUUGUUUUCCUAAUUACUCCCAAAUGCUCUCAACACAAAGGUUAUUGAAAGCUUUGUGGAAUUUUUCCCUUCAAGAAAGAAGAGGAGAUAAAGGGAAAGUUGUUUAGUUUUUAAGGUAAUAUAUAUUUUUUGUCUUAAGAUUUAUAUUUUUCUUUGCUUUUUAAUGAAAGUCUACAGUUGAGUGUUUUAGUUCCUUUAUGAUAUAUUUUUUCUACCUAUCCUUAAUAGAAUUUUUGUAUGUACCCAAGGUAAAGGGUACUGGGCAGGAAAGUAUGAUAGAUAAUAAUCAGAGAUAUAUAUAUAGAAGGGGAAACCUUAAUAUAUAUUUAUAUUAUAAAUUUAAUCCUUGGGCCUCCCACUGCUACACUGCCUGUCAUUUCCCCCUCACGCUAUUAAAUACCCAUAUAUAAUAUAUUAACAACCCAUGCAUUCUCACUCCUAGUGUCGCAAAUUUACCAUGAUAUUCAGAACAUUAGCUUCAAACAAAAAAAAAAUGAAUAAAUUCGGAUGUUGCCUAGUGGCAAAUAAGGUUUUAAAGAAAAUAUAGAAAGACCUUCACUAAGGGCACGUGAAAAAUCACCUCUGAAGGUUUGUAGGUGCAAAUUUUGUGAGUUGUUUCUUUAAGUGAGAAGUUUAUGAUUGAUCCAUUUGUAUAUAUACAUAUAUAUAUAUAUAUCUUGCUGCCCUAGAAUAAUUAUUGACAAUGUGCGAUACACUACUUGGAGCGGGAAAAGAAGCCUAAUAGUUUAAAUGUUUGACCCUUUCGAUUCUCACCUGAAUUCUUUAUAUUCAUUGUGUGUCAAUGUCUGCUUGGGAUAGUAUGGAUUUGAUAUGUCACCAGUUCAGGGAUUGUGAGCCUACGAGCUGCAAGGAGGGACUUGGUUGUGUGGUGGAUUAUGACCAGAUGGGUCGCCAUAAUAGGCUGUUAUUUUAAAAGUCAUGAGAUUUAUCACAGAAACAUCCCUUGCACUGCUAUGUCCACCACUCAUCCACGUCAAGACUUGAGCUAUUGGCCCAAGAUCGUUGACUAUGUCACAUAAUUUUUACACAGACGUUAGGGAAAAGGGCUUUUCUCCAUCCUGUUCAUGAAACUUGACCUUUUAUCCCUUCUAAUUCUUCUUGCAUUUUGUAGCAUUGUUUUGUGGUAGCUGCUUCAAUUUUUCAACUGAUAGUUUAUAUAGCUGUCUUCAAGCUUCUUUCUAUCUCUUCAACCCCAUAUGCCUAAUGGAUGAAAUCAUGUUAGUUACUGAGAAUGCCCUUCUCCCAUACCUUGUAAAGAUCCUCUUGUAUAAUUAUAAACUAAUGGUAAACCCGCCCCUUGUAUCUUACCAUAGAGCACAACUUAUGCUAUUUACAAAAGAUGAAAGUUUAAGUAGUUUUUCAUAUAUCUAUUUUAAUAUAUAUGAUUUAUUAGAGGAAAUUUAUCGUGUACUUUGUUUGUGUAGCCUAGAUUGAGUGAUCUAAGAAAUUAUUUUUAUUACUUUAUUUCUAUAUGAAUUUCUGAGGACAUCAGAAUGGCAUAGUUAAGGUGUCCUAAUCUCUAUUGUAUGGACGUGAUGUAGAGGACAGAUAAAGAAGCAUUAUUUUUCAUUAAUUUUUAAAAGAGCUGAAAAACCACAUCGCCUUUGUGUUUGCUGUCGUGAUGUGUAAAUUUCACUAUGUAAGAGCACCAGUUUCAGGGAGUUUUGACAUGAGUGGUCGUUCCAUCUCACCUGGAAAGAAUACAUGUGUCAGUGCUGCCGAAAGUUGUGAUUUUACUUACCCUGUGCUAGGGAUCCUUUUUCCCAGCUCGAGGCGUUAAAUGACGCUGAGCCAUAAAUAUGCAAAAGGUAUAAAUAAAGCAAACAAUAUAUACAGUUUAGGCAAAACCUAUGUAUUAUGGUCGACCUUCCCUUGCUGGUAAAAAGGCACCAUGGACUUUAUACUCUUGUCAUGAGUCUUUGAGAGAUCUUCAAAGUAGUAGAUUUGUUACUGUUGCCAUGUGGCUUAGCACUUUUUUCGCCCCGACCUGCAUGCUUGUCACUCCCCUAGUUGUUGGGAGGGAGAGUCCAGGUCCCGCAUAUUUGCAGUGUGUUGUUGAGGAUGCGGGUGGUGAGGACAUUUCAGUCGAAACCGAAAAUCUUUCUACCAGUCUUAAGUUGGGUCUUCUUAGAAUUUGCAUGGAAGGCUUUGUUUAGUUCCACAUUAGGGUAGUUAGGCAGUUGAACUGCUAAUAUAUUGAAGUUAAAAAGGUAAUGUCAUUAGGUUUGACACUUCUUGUCCUCAUCGCCCCAUCCAAUGCCCUGGACACCAUCGAGACUCACUUUAAGGUCAACCUCUUAAGACUUAGUGUUUUACUUAUUUAUUGUCUUUCCUUUUCCCUUUGUACUGAGGCCUCCUCCUCACUCAAUUAUAGAACAUCCAUCCCUGUCAAUCAGUCGCCAACAGCUGUUGCGACAUGUCACUAUCAAUCAAAUGUUUGGGAGAAAUUUGAAUAUGAGCAUUGAAUAGGAGGUUUGAGGUGAACCUUGAAGUUGAAUCUUUAUGGUCCUCGUUUUAUGGUCCAGGAGGUUCUCCUUGAUUCAGAACUCGAUGGAAAUGUUUUGUCAGCAGCUGCUUCGUUCCAUGGGUCUUCCAGUACAGCGUUGAACAACUGUCGUCAGUGUCAUAAGUUAGUUCACAAUACCUAUGCACUCUAAUCCGUAAUGAGUUUAUUUUUUGUACUUUUCUACAAUGCCGUAUAUAUAUUGUAUGGUAAUUUUUCAUAAAAUCGUAGUGUAUACUUAGAAUGAUAAAAAGUGAAAAAAUACCAAAAACAUUUUAUGCUUCUUUAUCAAGGCUUCCCCACAUUAAUCGGUGUUUACAGGGAAGCUGAUAGGGUGUAAGCCACAGAUCUGUCACAUAGGCUAAUUCCCCUGAAACCAUUCACCUGUUUGUGCAUGGAUAAGCUUGCCUUUGUGACAGUUGGUGGAUUACGUUCGGGCACAACUUUUGCAAUAAUUGAUCAAUGAUUGCUACACUAUUUUCAGAGAGAUUUUUUGUCAUUAAUGCUAAAAAAUAAAAAAAAAAAACAGCAAGUCAAUUAACCAGUCAGUCAAGUCAGCGUAUGGGUACCCCUGUUUAUCGCUGGGGAUAAAUUAUUAGUUCUUGUUUAGGUUCUACAAGGUGAGAGUGGACUCGAGGAAUCAUGACUUUCUGGUCCCUCAGGUCUUGGUACGUUGAUGCAUGGAAUUUGUUUGAUCUCAUGACCACUUUAAUUUUUAGUGGGAAUUUGAGCAGCGCCCAAAUGUAUUGCAGGUUAUCAGGUCAUUGAGAGGGGUGUCCAUCUUAAUGAAAAAACAAAAACCAAAAAAAAGUUCAGAUAAGUUCGUGGGAGGCUUUUUUAAACUGGGUGCCAUACGCUGUAAUGUAAUGGCAUUCUUGAAGGAAAUUUGGAGUUGGUAGUGGUAGCGAGGCAUUCCUUUUUUGAAUUUCUCAUUUCCUGAGACAAUCCUAUCUGAUAGGCUAGAGAUUUUUUAAAGGGGCAUUUUUUGCUAUCUCUAACCACCUGAUGAGAAUAUCUGGACAUUAUCAAAAUUCAUGGGGACUAAUUUAGCAGAGAACCUUAAUAGGUAGUUUCUGUAGAUGUAUUAAAUCUGAGAAUUACGUAAUUUCACAGAACACCAUCAGUGUGCCCCAUAUAAAUAGAUAAUAACUUAGAUUUGUUCGUCUUCAUGAACUUUGUUGUGAUUGGCCCCAGUGACAUCUAUCUCUUCUAUGUACUGUAGUAAGUUUAGACUGCUUUACAUCAGCAGUAAUAAGGUAUGUUUUAGUGAUCAAGUACUGUGUUGGAACAGUGUGGAAAAGGGACUAUUUACAAAUUCACUUGAGCUGUAAAUCAUGAAUCUCUUAAAUUGAAGCACUUGAGAUGAAUCAUCUUUGGUCAAGUUUGAUUUUCCAGCGGAUUGUUCUUUGGCUUGCACCUGCUCAGUAUUUUGUAUGUUCAACAGUGUUUCAAUAUUAAAAAUAAAUUGCAGGUUCAUCAUGUCUCAUUUUGUGGAAUGUGACCUUCUUCAUGGAAUCCUUGUCAUUAUUACAGAUUAUUCUCAUGUUUGGAGUAAUCAUUUAAAGUCCUGACGCCUUGAUAGGAAGUCAAACUCGUCAUUUUAAGAACUUCCAAAAGCAGUUUCCCCAUCAUAUCCCCCCCCGCAAGUUCCACUCAUGACAUAGUCUCUAUAAACAUAUAUACAUUAUAUAUAUAUAUAUAUACAUAUAUAAAUAUAUUUCAGUAUCAACUAUAUUCUCGUAGAGGUGAGCGUUCAUACUUCUUUAAUGGUAUAAUAAUAGUAAUGAGGACUUGAAUAACAACUGCAUUACCUGAAAAAAAAAAAAUAAUAAUAGAAGAACUACUUUGAUGCAGGUGUAGGAUGGUCUCCCAACUUAGGUUCAAUUGUCUAUUCAGGUGAAUAUUUCUUUGCAUCUACUGCUCUGAAUUUUAAUGGCAGCCAAACUCCAACUUUAUCAUUAUAAAUUUUACCCCAAGUUCCCACAAUGAAAAGAGUUUCCUUAUUAUCAGAAGUUUUUAUUAUUAUAUCUGAUAUACAGUAUGCCAUAUUUUAGAGUUUAUAUCAAAUAAUGUUGUAGGCCUAUGUAAUAGUUAAAAAGAUAAUCUCUGCCGCAAAGACUUGAGAGUAUAAGGUCUCUUUUUAUCUCAUAAUCCGUCAAAAUUGUAAUUUCAGUAUUUUAUAACAUUUGCAUUUAAGUAAUAUGGUCUCAUGAAAUGAAAUCCUUAGAUAAUCAUGGGGUAACUCUUCCACUAUUUUUGGACUUAAUGCUUCUAUUCUUGUGGCUGGGACUGAAAAAAAUUAAUUGCUACUCAAGAUUUUAUGUAGUUUGCAGUCAUUAGGGGUAUUUUUGCGGAUUAUAGAUAAGACAUUUUGGAAUUUUUAAAAGAAACUCCAGCUUGUAGAGAGGACAACUAUGACACGCAUGUUGCAGCAGGGAGGCUCCCAAAGCCAAAAGCAUAUGCUCAUUAUGGGUGAUCCCACCGGCGAUUAUGAUGGGUACUGAUGCAAGAAGGAUGUCUCACAUCCUUAGUAUAUGGGAUGUAGCGAGUAUUCCCAAAUGCAAAAGUCCUGUGUUGUCGUAGCACUGCCAACUGUUCCGACUCAUAAUUGCUGGCUAGAUUCACUUUAUUUUUCCCAGUAUUCAGAUGUGAGGCUGAGAUGUUUGUAGGUUUUCACCAUUCAGUAUUCAAGGACACAGUUUAUUUGUAAGUACCAUUUGUGGAAUUGCUGUGAAAAGAAGAAUGAAUAUUUAACAUGUCAACAAAUUUGUAAUACUAGUGUUUGAUGAAUUAAAACAUGAGCUCUUGAAUUAAAUGACUUGUGAUUGCCUACCACAUACAGUCCGUGGACCUCUUCUCGUGCUCUUUGGUAUUGUUGCCUUAUAACUGCAGGCUGGGGGACACACGCCAAUACAAGCAAAUCCAUUUGAAAUUAGUCUAGUUUCAACCUGUAAGUGAGGUUUUCUUGUGAUUACAAAUUUGUAUGUUCAGCUAUGGAGAGAGAGCAAAAAAAAGAAUUCAAUUGGCUAUUGGACUGCUUGUAAAACGUUAUCCCUCAGCUUCUUUCUGGCCAUCAAUAGUUAAUAAAUAUUUAUAGUUAUUAUGUAAUAUAUUCUUUAUAAUGCUGAUAUAAAAUGUAAAAAAAAGAAAAAAAAAUGAGCAAAAAAGAGUAGCUCCCAACCCCCAAAUCCCCCCCUCCCCCUGAAUAUAUCUCCGCGAGUAUGACUUCUGAGGCAGAAAGGGACCAUGGGCAGGGGUGUAUACAUCAAAGCUUGCUAUUACUGUGGGUCAUAGAAGGAACUCUCAGUGAGCUGACACUUAUAUGAUGGCUUUCCUACAUCUUGCCACUGUUAGUCACAAGUACACUUAACCUCUGAAGCCCAGUUGCCCCUCUCAAUAAGCCAUAGGAAGCCUCGCACAUCGACUGCUUCAUUUUGCAUGUUUUGUAUGAUGUUCACUUUAGAGAUGUCAUAUCUGGGAGGGAGUCACGAGUCUCUGGACCCUUUUAGUCAAUACCGAGGGGAAUGCUUUGAUAGCAUUUUGCUUGCACUGUUGCCACGCAGGUCUCGUCGUAUUGCUAUUCACUUUGCUCUCGGUCUCGAGAGGGCCCAUGUUUUUGACCGCACCAGGGGAGAGGAAAUGGCUUUGAAGAUAAUUAGUAAGCAAGAUAGCAAAGCAGAAUGGCCUGUUCAAGGGGGUUAAUUUUUGCUGCUAUUGGGUCACCUGUACAUGUUUGUUGUGCAUCCAACAUUGAUUUUGUUCUUUUAUAACCAAGGAUAUUAUAGGUAGAAUCCAAUAAUUUUUUAAGGCUUUCCUAAUGUCUGGAGUAUUUCAGGAAGAAUUUCCUUAAGACCCAGUGUGUGCGUUUAGUUGAACUUGUAGUCUCGAGGGAAAAUUUCUUGCUAAUUGUAAUGUACUGUAAUUCACAGUACUUAGUUAUGCUCAUAAACCCAUUUGCUCACUAAAUUGAGUUCUCUGUAAAACUCCUUCACAAUCUGUGUUUUGAAAUUAAUGACAGUUUUUCUGGUUAGUUUUGUGCCCAAUAUGUGUUGCUGUUCCCAGAGGCUGAUAAUGUGAGAAGCUGUUUGAAAUUUAUUUUCAAAGUUAAAAUGCUCUCAUCUGAUGUACUUCUGUAAUAUGUUUGACAGGCCAAUUGUAUCAUACCUAGUUUUAUUUUUGUAGUAGAAAUCUGUAGUUAUAUGUUCCUAAGUGAAGUUAGUAGAAUGGUUGUUUAACUUUAAUUUUUUUUACACUGUUAAGAAUGUUUUUCUUUGACUUGAGUGCUCACUUAUAUAAUCUAGCUUAUGCUUUUUUGUUUUUCUCUUUAAGCCAGGAAUUUGUUUCCUGAUAGAUAAACUUAACGCCUGUACACCCUACAUCCUUUCAUAAGUUACAGGUGACCCCUCUCCUCUUGCAAAAAUUGUCCUCACUUCCAGAGUUUCAAGUUGGCUUGGCCUGUUGGCAUUUACCAAACCACAUUGUUGGAUAACAAUUGUGGUCCAUAUAAUUUUCAAAUGCCAACUGUCAUUCCACUUUGUACGUCUUGUAGGUAGGGGAAAUAUCAAAUCAAGAAUGGGUUUCAUUUUGUGUAUGAGCGAAAGGAAGGCAUGGUUCAAGGAAACACUAUCUAGUACUGCGAUAAUGUUUGAGUCAUGACAGUUAUUUGUUUUUGGUUGGGGAGCCGUUACAUUUUUCCAACCAAGGAAGUAGUUGUCAUGGUUGCAAUGCUGUUGUCGUCUUUUGAGAUGGUUUGCUGUGGAAUGGUUAUUAUUAUUAGUGCAAGUUAGAGCAGCCUAAUCAAUAUGGUAACUAUCAUGUAUAAGCUCCUGCUGACCAGAGGUGUAAAGAUGGUUGUUACCUGCUAUUGCAAACAAAUCCUGCUUUCAUUGAAUAGAUCAUAUACAAUAUAUUGCUUGAUUAACAAAGAUGCUGAUAUUCGUAUAUAGGUGAUGUUAACCCUUCAGGUGUUUGAGGUUUGUUAGUGUGUAAUGAAUGUUCUGAUGGAAAGAGAAAUUACUCCAGGAAGCAAGUAUUUUUUUCAGUGACCAGUGCAUAACAUGUCUCAAUGUGAGAGAGUAAAAGGUGGGUGUCCAUAUCUUUUGAUGAAUGUCUGAUGACACCACUGUCCCAGUUGCUGGUAGUAUGAAAUCUGAGGUUGGAGCUCCAGUUGCUGUGUGUCUGGAGUCAGAGGAUGGAUCCCAAAAUCUUGUGGCUUCAGAAUUUAGGUUUGACUUUAGGAGAGCGCAGGUUAUGUCUCCUGUGAGUUGAAAGAAUUGAUUGAUUGUCGAGACAGGAGGAAAAUAUUAAACGCUGCUGUGUAUGGAGCGGUGGUGGCCUUUCCUUCUCCCUGAAAACCUCCUCUUUGUGUUUUUGUUUUGACAGUAUAGUUAUUUUCGCAGAAUGACUCGUUAUAAUAAUUCUCUCAUACCAUCACCAUCCGGGAGAGCAGGAGAUAUUCUUGAAGAUCUCUUGAAUUAUAUUCUCUUCACUCUUAACCAGAAAGCAAUAACAUAUACUCGGUAGUGUGUACAUUGUCAAUUUGAUAUUGUGACAUUUUUUCAAAGUUAAUAUGAAUGAGAAACAAACGCCAUGGACUGGCAUUGAUGUGAAAUGAAGCCAAAAAUGUAAAAAAAAAAAUAUAUAUAUAUAAAAUAUUACAAGUAAAACUGGAAUCAUACAGUCAAAAGUAUCAGCCAUUCUUUGUCAUUACGAAGUAGUGUAUUUUUUCACCAUCUUGACCAGUGGCGUGUCCGUGCUGUAGCUGAGUAGCUGUCGACAGAUUUGGUUGUGUCAUAGACGGUAUCAUCCACCUUAUAAUAAAAGGACAGGUGAGGCUAAGGUUUUAGUCGAUGCUCACUUGUCAGCAAAAUGAAAAUUUUCUUGUGAAUUAAGUACUAUUUUGAUACAAAUUUUGUAUUACAAUUGAGAAGACUUGCAUACUAUGUGCCUAAUCGGUUUUAGGAACUGUAACAAAAUGUGUUACUGCAGAAUUUCUUAAAAGAGUAGAGCAAUGGCUACCUAUGCUACAUCUAUCCUGGUGGGUUUUGUACAUCGUGUGUAAGGUUCUGUAAGAAUCCCAGGUCCAUCCCUUUCCCCAACCCUGCCCAUUUCCCCCCUCUCAAUUUCCCCUGGGGGCAGACUAUUUACCUGCGUGUUUUAAGUUGUUACACUUGCAUUGUGUCAAAGUGAAGGCCCUCUUACAUACCUUGUCUUUCAGUUGCACCCAGAAUUUUUAGAGCUGUUCUACGUGUCCCUCUCGAGAGAUUGCGUUUAUUUAUGUAGAGAAGUAAUACUGAACUUUGUUCAUUUCAGAGCCUUCUUAUUUUUGCAUUGUAGUGUUGAUUUUAUAUACAGUAGUAGUUUUUUUUUUUAACUUUUAAGUCAUGUUUCUGUGUUUUUCAGACUUAAGUGUAUAAAAGUUUGUCCCCUCUGGGAUCUGUCCCUCCUUUCCCACCCCCCCUAGUCCCGCGUUUGUAGAACAGGGUUGUGUCCCCCCUCCCCCCCCUCACCUUAACGCCCCACCUACCUCUUCUCCCUCCUCUAAGAAACCCUCAGUGGUAGCCCCUUCCUUCUUGGUGUAUUGAGACAACAACCACUUUUUAAUAUGCUGUUUGUAUAAUGAUAUUUAAUAACCCAGUGUUUUUCUUAUAAGACAUUCAUAGCUAUCUGAUGAUAAUAUCCUUUUCCUUAUCGUCUUCAGAGUCGUCUUCGUGGUAUAAUGAACUGCUAAUCUAUUUUGCUACUGUUUAAAUAUAUAGUUAUUAUUAUUAAUAUCCAUAUUGUACAUUUAUCUAGGUUUAUAUAUUUUUUGUUAUCGUAGUACUUUUUUACAUGGGCAUCUUAAAUAUUAAUAAAUAAUCUUUAUUAUUAGGUAAUUGUAGGAGUUUUUGAUUUGUGUCAAUGGAAGCCGGUGUUUGUCCUAGGCUCUCUACUCUGAUUUGACAAAGAAAACGUAAACUAGUCAAGGAUUUGAUUUUUUUCUUGUGCUCCACAUACUCGUGUCAUUUCAAUUAAGGUGAUGAAACAAAAAUAAGAAAUGGUGUUUUUGGUCAUCUGUCUUUGAAUGUAUCAGGCAUUUUUAUUAUAGUAUAUUUUUGCUCUCAAAGUGAUAAAUAAUUGUGCUUAAAAUAUUUUCAUGUCUGUUAUUACUGUGUGGACUCUGCAAGUAAUAUUUAUCAUUGGGCAGUGCUGUCUUCACAACCAGCAUUACUUAUAGGCUAAAGAAUCUAAAACAAAUAAAAAAUCUUAUGUUUUUAUAUACAGUAUAUAGAUAUAUAAUAAUGGUAAGAGUCCUCUUGGGUGGCUGCGCACCAUUUCUCCUUCCCCAGAAUCCUUUAUAUUAUUAGUAACCAUUAAUCCCAUUCGAAUUCCUGUGUAAAGAGUAAUAAUAAAAUAUAUAUCAGAAGUUAAAACUAAGACAAAAUAUGGGAGUUCCUUUGGGAGAGACGCUUUUUAUAUGAAGAAAUUCAGGUCGCGGCCAACCCACACCAAGUAAAGACUCAAUUUUAUAUAUUGAUCACAAUAGUUUUAUUUUCCUACUAUAUUUGUGUGUUUAUUUUGAAUAGCAAUAUUGCUUUUAUGUAUCCUCUUUUGUAAGAUUUUUAUUUAUAAUUUCUUUUGCAUGAAAGCCUGUGUCUUUGUUAUGUUUGUCAGCCAGGAAAGGAAGGAGGGGUCUCAACCAUGAAUUAUUCUCGUUGUUUCGGCUAUACCCCCAAAGAGCCCGCAGAUAUUAUAAAUAAAUAAAUAAUACUGUAAUAAUAAUUACCCUCAAACCAUAUACACUGUAGUUCCAUAUUAAGAUAAUGUAUUCCCAUAUAUUUUUAUUAUUGAUGUUCCAUAUGCAUAUUAUUAAAAUAAUGAGAAAAGAUGAGAACAAAGCCUAUUUUGGAGUUGAUACCUCUUCGUGGUGAGUAAUGAACCACGGCGGUACUUAAUAAAUAAUAUAUGUAUGGUUAAUUUUUCAUGUUUGCUAAUAAUUUUAUUUUCUGAUUUUUGUGAGAGUGAUUCAAUAGAUAAAUAAUAAAGUUACAUGUAUUAAAA
Molecule: messenger RNA, 14782 nt
Organism: Macrobrachium nipponense
Lineage: Eukaryota; Metazoa; Arthropoda; Malacostraca; Decapoda; Palaemonidae
Product: RNA-binding protein MEX3B-like
Exons: 3
Coding region: 163-2133 (656 amino acids)
Molecular function (GO): RNA binding
Source: RefSeq, a predicted model, not a curated record